Messenger RNA from Gossypium arboreum, 1071 nucleotides. RefSeq names its product 21 kDa protein-like. The transcript has a single exon. Lineage: Eukaryota; Viridiplantae; Streptophyta; Magnoliopsida; Malvales; Malvaceae. Gene Ontology annotation, biological process: negative regulation of catalytic activity. The record is from RefSeq and is a predicted model, not a curated record. The coding region runs from base 16 to 768 and encodes 250 amino acids. Gene Ontology annotation, molecular function: enzyme inhibitor activity.
AACUUAAUUAGUUUAAUGAUGAAAAUCAAUCAAGUAAUCAGCAUUCCAAUAAUUGAGUCAUUUCCUUUGGAACCAUUAUCGUGGUUUUUGUGUAUAAAGAUCCUUCUCUUCCGUGGAGUCAUCAAAAACACCCAAGCUACCUUGUGCAGAGAAACUGAGGAAAUGGGAAGCUGCUGCUCUUCAAUAUCAAUGGCAGCUCUUCUCAUCCUCGUUCACUUUGCAACGCUCCUAAACUCGGGUUUAGCAGUUAGGGAACUCCUUGGAAUUCAAAAGAACACCGAGUUCAUCAGGACAUCAUGCGGUACAACGACAGACCCUGGCCUGUGCAUGACCACAUUCUCAGGCUAUGCAUCCAAAAUCCAAGCUAGCCCCAAAUUGUUGGCCAGCACUGCGCUCUCUGUCACGCUUAGCACCACGCGUUCUAAUUCAACAGUCAUUGUAAAACUCUCCAAAAGCCAGGGCCUAAAGCCUAAAGAGAUUGCAUCCAUCCGUGAUUGCUUGGAAGAACUGAAGGAUUCAGUGGAUGAGCUGAACAGGGCUUUUGCGGAAAUGGGUUCAGGUGGAGGCAAAAGCUUUGAGCUCCGAAUGAGUGAUAUAGAGACAUGGGUGAGCGCUGCUUUGACUGAUGAGGACACUUGCAUGGACAGCUUCUCUGGAAAGGACAUCAAUGGGAAUCUCAAAACUACUGUGAGGAGACAAAUUGUGAAAGUUGCACAUCUGACAAACAUUGCCUUGGCUUUUGUCAAUCGCUAUGCUGCCCACCCAUAAGUCUUAAUUAAUUGUCAUUUCCCUUUAAUUAACGUUAUGUUGUGUUAUGUUUUGUGUGUGUGUUUGCUUAACACACUGCACUGCACUGCACUAGACUACACUUGUGCUCUCUGCUUUAUGUUUGAUUUUAGUCUUGGUGGGUUUGAGUUCAUAUCUAUCAAUUUUAAUCUAUCAUGAAUUGUAGGAUAUCCAAAUAAUCAUGUCAUUGCUUAAUUGAAACCAUUAGUUUCGACUGAUGUUCUUUACUGUUGUAUAUUUAAUAUAAGAAUAUUAUAGAUUAAAUAUUUUCAAAUAAAAUACAAA